GCUAGUAGAUUUGUGAGAAGCGACUACCCCGUCCGGUAUGUACAUGUACUCGUAUAUGUACUUUGCCUUUGGCGCGCCGGCUUCAAAGGAAAGGUAAACAAACCGUGAUAUUUCUCCGCCCACCUCGCGGGCGGUCUGCAUAUGAAUGCGGCGUGUUUCUACGGAAGUUUCGCAGAAUUACGCAGUAGGAAUUUGCGUUAGGCUCCUGCUUUUCGCGAAACUCGCUGCGUAACUUCGCAGAAUGCCUUGCGAAAUUUCGCAGAACGCACUGCGAAAGACUGCGCAACGUCUUGCGAAAUUUCGCGGAACGCGCUGCGAAAGAAUGCGUAACGCACUGCGAAAUUUCGGAGGACGUUUCGCGCAAGUUGACGCGUAUUUCGGGAGCGCCGCUGUACUGAUCCUCAUAUGGCUGCUGGUUGGCUUCCCCCUGACCGUGAUUGGUGGAAUCUUUGGAAAAAACAUGGCGGACAGUUUUGACGCGCCCUGCCGGACCAAGAACAUCCCGCGUGAGAUCCCGCCGGUGCCCUGGUACCGCUCCGCCCCAGCGCACAUGCUGAUUGGUGGAUUCCUGCCCUUCAGUGCCAUCUCUGUGGAGCUGUACUACAUCUUUGCCACCAUGUGGGGCCGCGAGCAGUACACGCUGUACGGGAUCCUGUUUAUCGUGUUUGUCAUCCUGCUGUCCGUCACGGGCUGCAUCUCCGUGGCGCUCACGUACUUCCAGCUGUCCAGCGAGGACUACCGCUGGUGGUGGCGGUCGAUAUUCAGCGCCGGGUAAGAACUGAAAACGUUUUUUCUU
Molecule: messenger RNA, 796 nt
Organism: Branchiostoma floridae (Florida lancelet)
Lineage: Eukaryota; Metazoa; Chordata; Leptocardii; Amphioxiformes; Branchiostomatidae
Product: transmembrane 9 superfamily member 1-like
Exons: 3
Coding region: 242-775 (177 amino acids)
Biological process (GO): protein localization to membrane
Cellular component (GO): membrane
Source: RefSeq, a predicted model, not a curated record